UAGGCCUAGUAGUAUCAUUCCUGUUUAAGCAGUUUGAAAAAUCUACAAUACGAUCGGCAAUAUACGUUCAAAUUAUACGUUUGAAUUGUGGACUUUUCACCAGACUGGCUUCCUUGGCUAAUAAGAAUGGAUCAAAGUAACGUUGACGUACUCGCCGGCAGAGCAGGUGAUGAUAUCGUCGGUCACCGCACACAACCCGCUGUCGCCAGCAAUUCAUGCAGCUACCCCUGGUUUUAUACUAUCUAUUUAGUGGUUUUGAUCGUAAUGACCAUACUACCGCUUAUGGGUAUUGGCUCAUUUUUGUUCAUCUAUCCUUCGUACAUACUGGCACUUCUGUUAUUCAUUCUAGUUGCUCAAUGCCAAAGACGAAACAAGAAAGAACCGAACGGCAAAAUAGGCAUACCAUGUGAAAAUGUGCACAGCCAUAAUAUGACAAGCACCUCUAUGACAUCAUCUCGUCCUACCGCAGAAAAUAGCUUUGGAACAAAUCGAAUGUGGUUGUCAUUAUUUAUGUUCCCCCGUGGCAACGUUUCGUCUAUUGGUGGACACCGGGGCACGAGAGAAAAAAGUAGCCACGAUGCUGUUCCUGAAGAUGUGGCGACAGUUGAUGAAUAUGAUUCUGUUAACGAUGUUCCGCCAUCGUAUUUUGAGGCAACUUCCGAUGGCUCACACUACUUAUCGGUAUCUGAUCAUCAUGAGACUGACGGUUAUAGAGCAUAUGGUAAUGGUUUGGGACGUUGUACUGACUGUUUAGCGUACCAGUCACUUUUUCCCGAUUUUCCCCGUAAGUGGGUGUCUGGGGCCGCCAAAGACCCCUCGGAGCGGGUCCAGUGUGAGAACCCCAUAUAGGGCCUAAUCACCGGGAAUUAAAGAAUUUGUCUUAUCUAAUCGAUUUUAGAGUCUCAAUCUGUAAAACAUUUUUCUUCCCGGGUGUUGGGGAGCUCUUUCCGCAUCUAGCAGAACCCCUUGAGUACGGUAUUUUUCCCGCAUUAAACCUGUUGUUUCCAUAAAAUCGCUACAACCCACAGCCGACAGUCACCGACAGCUGCUGUGGACGAAUCUCGCUGGCGAUUUUUAUGAAUACAGUGUGCGCGACAUUAAACUCAACUUAUGUGGUCACCGCAUGAAGGUAUCACUCGGCAUGGACCGACGAAAACGAAUGCAAGAUUGUGCUGUGCAAAUGGAGGCUGUAUACUCUUUGAUGGAGUAACGCGCAGACGAGCUUGGAUUGGUGAUCUGAAAUUGACUCGGUCCGCCUGUCGAAUUUUGGCUUAAAAAUGACCUGCCAAGGCAUGGAAGUAUAAUUAUUCAACAAUUAGUUAUAAAUAUUCAAAAUAAUUGUAACUCCAUGAACCAAAUGUAGUCCUUAUAAGUCAAAAUCGGUCCGGCUUAUUAGUAAUUUCCAACUUGUACGUUUAUAUUUACCAUUAUUCUUAUUUUCAAUAAAACAUCAACAAAUUGA
Messenger RNA from Anneissia japonica, 1462 nucleotides. RefSeq lists its product as uncharacterized. The transcript has 2 exons. Bases 127 to 849 code for a protein of 240 amino acids. The record is from RefSeq and is a predicted model, not a curated record. NCBI's taxonomy places the organism in Eukaryota, Metazoa, Echinodermata, Crinoidea, Comatulida, Comatulidae.